AUAUUCUAGACUCAUUUUAGAAAUGUCUCUUUCUAUACAUUUACUACCAGAAUUUGGUUGGUCUGUACGUGGUCAACCUGUUUUUGGUCCUGGCUCUGUUUUUCAAGGUCAUGUUGAAUUAUCUUUAUCACAAACAUUGAUGAUGGAUCGAGUAAGACUUGUCUUUCAAGGCCAAGAAGCUCUUGUACCGUUCCAUAUCACUCCAGGUGUUCUUCGUGCCAAGCAUACGCCUUUGUUUGCUGUUCAACAAACACUUUGGGAAAGCAAGGAUGGACUUCGAUCGCUGGAUGCUGACACAUAUAAAUUCUCAUUCACAGUACAAAUGCCUCAAAUACAAUAUCCUCCUACGAUGGAUAAUGAAACAUACAAGUGUUCAUUCAAAUUGAUUGCUGUGGUGGAAGAACAAUCAUCAACGGGUCCUUCUGGAUACAAUACUCUUUUUUAUUCUGAGGAAUCAAUGCUUUAUAUGCCUUUUGUAGAAACACAAUUAUUAAAACAACCUUUGGUAUCCAAACAACAAGAUUCAGAUUUGACGUUGACAACUCGAUUGCAUGCUUUGUGCUAUGUACCAGGUGACUGCAUCCUUGGUUCUCUUACUAUCAGUUCAACAUCAUCAUCUUCAUCAUCAUCGAAAAAGCAAUUGGAUGUCUCUCUUCAAGUUUAUCAAACAAUCACACCUUUAGUAUUUGAUGAUAUACCUAGUUCUGUUAGAAUAGUGGCUUCUACCAGUAAAAAACUAUCACCUGUUUAUGUCUCCUCCAGCAAAUCAUCAUCAUCAUCAUCAUCAGUGACAUAUUCAUCUUCUUUGGAAUUGGACCUUCCUGACAAUCUCACUCCUACUUUUACAUACGGUGCUUUGUGCUCAGUAACCUAUCGACUUGUUCUGACAGUGAAACGAAAAGGACCAUUGGGUAUGUGGGCUCAAGAACUGACGAAAGAAUGGCCAUUGACAGUGGGUACUUUAGGUGCUGGUGUACGAUCCUGUUCGGAUUUACUGGUUUAUUGUGCGGAUUCAACAACUACUGAACAAUUACGUCCAAAAUUUAUGAAAGCUGUGGAAUACGAAGAUGCUUUACCUCUUUAUGAUUCUGACCGACUCCCUGAUUAUCAAGCUCAUACUGUAAUCUCGUCUGUAUUGUAGUUUAUAUCAUAUAUUAAUUUAUCAUUCUACUUUGUAGUUUUUUUUU
Molecule: messenger RNA, 1187 nt
Organism: Halteromyces radiatus
Lineage: Eukaryota; Fungi; Mucoromycota; Mucoromycetes; Mucorales; Cunninghamellaceae
Exons: 2
Coding region: 23-1141 (372 amino acids)
Biological process (GO): protein transport
Cellular component (GO): cytoplasm
Source: RefSeq, a predicted model, not a curated record